Molecule: messenger RNA, 688 nt
Organism: Solanum stenotomum
Lineage: Eukaryota; Viridiplantae; Streptophyta; Magnoliopsida; Solanales; Solanaceae
Exons: 3
Coding region: 125-310 (61 amino acids)
Source: RefSeq, a predicted model, not a curated record
GAAAUCUGCAUUAAACUCAGUUCCUAAAACCCCAGAACUGUUCGUGCAGACUCUGCAGAGAGAAGCAAAAAAUUGAUCUUGCCGGAGAAGAAAGAAGACAUUCACAUUAAUUCGAUAAGUAAAUAUGCAGAAGGGCUUCACUCUCCUUCAGACAAUUGCAAUUUCAGGUGUAUUUUCUGCUGUUUCUGGCUGGUAUGGGUUCAUGUUUGGGAGAGAAUCUGCUCGGAAGGAGCUUGGAGGUUUGAUUGAAGAUCUUCGAAAUUCAAAUUCUGACUCCGUUUCACCUACCCCUUCUGACUCUCAAGAGUAGCAGGUGCUAAGGAAAAGCAAGAUGAUGCGACUUUGGACGACAGUAGAGAAUGAUCCCUCAUUUCUUGUUGAAGCUGAGACAAUUGAAGGUACAUAGACGUUGGCAGGAAGCUCUUUGAGAUCAUGAGGACAAUUCAGAUUUCAUGUUUUUCUUGUUCUUCUGCUGGAAAAUUUACUUGUUCAUGAUAACUAAAUCACCUUUACAAUUGAGACAGAAGUCUGUAUAACGAUGUUCUUUAUUGAGAAGGUAGUGUAAUUGUGUUGGAUAUUGAAUGGUAAUUCUUGAUUACUGGCUUAUUUUGUCCAUUCCAUGCAACUAUUCAAAUUCUGCAGUAGAAACUCUAUCUGGUAAGUUUUAUGUUAGUAGUAUUUUGGUCAC